UCUGUUGAAAACAGCCUCCCUGACACUUAGAUAGUUGAACCUGAACUGUUUCAGGGUCAAGGAGGUGGCAUUGAAGGAUCUGCAUAAAAGUCUCCCGUCAGCUCAGUCACACAGGCAGUGCUGUUCAGAAGAGCUGGAGGACACUCAGAUGAAUGAAGCUGACAAUGGCUGAAGCACUCGUCCUGCCCUGGCUGCUCUGUUUAAGCCUGUUCUCUGCAGUGACUCUGGCAGCUCUGUAUCUCAAACGGAAGAUGAAUGGAUUUGUGCCAGCAGGAAACCGAUCUCCUCCAAGUCUCCCAUCACUGCCCAUCAUCGGCAGUCUGCUGAGCCUGGUGAGCGACAGUCCUCCGCACAUCUUCUUUCAGGACCUGCAGAAGAAAUACGGAGAUCUGUAUUCUCUCAUGAUGGGCUCCCACAAACUGCUCAUUGUGAACAACCACCAUCACGCGAAGGAGAUCCUGAUCAAAAAAGGAAAAAUAUUUGCAGGGAGGCCACGGACUGUUACAACAGACUUGUUAACUCGAGAUGGGAAAGAUAUAGCAUUUGCUGACUACAGUUCUACAUGGAAGUUUCACCGCAAAAUGGUGCAUGGAGCUCUGUGCAUGUUUGGAGAAGGUUCAGUUUCUAUUGAGAAGAUAAUUUGCAGGGAGGCAAGUUCUAUGUGUGAAGUGUUGACUGAAAGCCAGAACAGCGCUGUGGAUCUGGGACCGGAGUUGACACGCGCUGUCACAAAUGUGGUGUGUGCCUUGUGUUUUAACUCCUCGUAUAAACGUGGAGAUGCUGAGUUUGAGUCCAUGCUCCAGUACAGCCAGGGAAUCGUGGAUACAGUUGCAAAGGACAGCUUGGUGGAUAUUUUCCCAUGGCUGCAGAUUUUCCCAAAUAAAGACCUCAGAAUCUUAAGACAAUGCAUAUAUAUCCGAGAUAAACUGCUUCAAAAGAAAUAUGAGGAACACAAGGUGACCUACAGUGAUAACGUGCAGCGGGAUCUCCUAGAUGCUCUUCUGAGAGCGAAACGCAGCUCAGAGAACAACAACAGCGGCACUCGUGAUGUUGGUUUAACUGAAGAUCAUCUGCUCAUGACAGUGGGGGACAUUUUCGGGGCUGGGGUGGAAACCACAACUACUGUACUCAAAUGGUCAAUAGCUUACCUCGUCCACAAUCCGCAGGUUCAGAGGAAGAUUCAGGAGGAGCUCGACAAUAAGAUUGGAAAAGACCGACAUCCUCAGCUCAGCGACCGGGGGAAUCUGCCGUAUCUAGAAGCCACUAUCAGAGAAGUGCUGAGGAUUCGACCUGUGUCUCCGCUCCUCAUCCCUCAUGUGGCGCUGCAGGACUCCAGUGUUGGUGAAUACACGGUGCGGAAAGGCACACGGGUCAUUAUUAACCUCUGGUCUUUACAUCAUGAUGAGAAGGAAUGGAAGAAUCCUGAGCUCUUUGACCCAGGACGCUUUCUGAAUGAGGAGGGUGAUGGCUUGUGCUGCCCGUCGGCCAGUUACCUACCGUUUGGUGCAGGGGUGCGUGUUUGUCUUGGCGAGGCCCUGGCAAAGAUGGAGCUCUUCCUUUUCCUGGCGUGGAUUUUGCAAAGGUUCACACUGGAGAUGCCCACCGGCCAGCCUCUGCCUGACCUCCUGGGCAAGUUUGGUGUGGUUCUUCAACCCAAGAAAUUUAAGGUUGUUGCUAAUGUAAGAGCAGACUGGGAAAAAUGCCCUCUCAUGCAGCACUGCUGAGCUGAAUGUAAGAUGCUGACAUUUGCAUCUUUUUCUCAGCCUCCUGUGUAUAGAUUAUUUUCACUGUUAUGGUAACACUUUGGCUCUUUUUAUCAUAUUUAAAGUGAAAUAAACAGAACGCUGAGGGAAUAUUCUCUUUUAGAAGAUCAAUUCAGACGGCACUCAAUCAAAUAUCACACAUCAACAUGAAUUCAAAGAAUGAUUUUAAACAGUCAGAAUAUGGAGGUAACACUCAUAUUCAACUGAUACUCAUAUUCAACAUUCAUAUCUCAACUGAUUAUUGAUGAUGGUUUAUUGACUGUUAAAGAACAACAAGGCUGUUAUUGAUGGCAUGUGUUUUUGUUGAAGCCACUGGGCCAUUUAAAUGUUGCAUGGUGUUUUGAAAUGGCCAUAUUUAACCCUUUAAACAGCACUCAUUGAAGAAAAAAAAACCUGGAUUGUUACUUGGGGUUGUAACUUACAAGAAUUUUUUGGCUUUUUAUGAGAAAUAGGAUAGUGAGUGAGAUUGAAAUCACUGUCAGUGAAGUUAACAUAUGUUUUACACCCAAUAAAGUGUUAAAGAGAUUUGAAAUGUA
Danio aesculapii is the source of this 2299-nucleotide messenger RNA. It is a transcript of the gene cyp17a1, whose product is annotated as steroid 17-alpha-hydroxylase/17,20 lyase. Bases 153 to 1724 code for a protein of 523 amino acids. Gene Ontology annotation, molecular function: iron ion binding; steroid 17-alpha-monooxygenase activity; heme binding. The record is from RefSeq and is a predicted model, not a curated record. The transcript has 8 exons. Gene Ontology annotation, biological process: hormone biosynthetic process; progesterone metabolic process. NCBI's taxonomy places the organism in Eukaryota, Metazoa, Chordata, Actinopteri, Cypriniformes, Danionidae.